Aegilops tauschii subsp. strangulata is the source of this 1490-nucleotide messenger RNA. RefSeq names its product leucoanthocyanidin dioxygenase 1. The record is from RefSeq and is a predicted model, not a curated record. NCBI's taxonomy places the organism in Eukaryota, Viridiplantae, Streptophyta, Magnoliopsida, Poales, Poaceae.
AUCCACGAACUCCAGCCAACUCAAGUGAGCAUACCAUCGGAGGAAGAAGAAGAUGGCGCGCGUGGAGGCGCUGAGCAUGAGCGGCGCCACGGCGAUCCCGGCGGAGUACGUGCGGCCGCAGGAGGAGCGCCAGGGCCUGGGCGACGCCUACGACGAGGCGGCGGCCAGCUGGUCCGCGGCGGGCACCCCGCGGAUCCCCGUCGUCGACGUGGCCGCCUUCGACGCCGCGGACCCGGGCUCGCCCUCCAGCCUCGCCGUCGUCGACGCCGUGCGCGCCGCCGCGGAGAGCUGGGGCGUCAUGCACGUGGCCGGCCACGGCAUCCCGGAAGACCUCAUCGAUGCACUGCGCGGCGCCGGCACGGGGUUCUUCCGCAUGCCGAUCGAGGACAAGGAGGCCUACGCCAACGACCCGGCGGCCGGGAGGCUCGAAGGGUACGGCAGCCGGCUCGCGGGCUCGGCCGGCGAGGACGGGAAGAGGGAGUGGGAGGACUACCUGUUCCACAUGCUCCACCCCGACGCCCGCGCCGACCACGCGCUCUGGCCGGCGCACCCGCCCGAGUACGUGCCCGUCACCAAGGCCUUCGGGGAGCACGUCAGCGCGCUCUCCUCCCGGCUCCUCGCCAUCCUCUCGCUCGGGCUCGGCGUCCCGUCGGACACCCUCGAGCGCCGCCUCCGCCUCACCUCCGGCGAGGCCCAGGUGGAGGACGACCUGCUGCUGAAGCUGAAGAUCAACUACUACCCGCGGUGCCCGCAGCCGGAGCUGGCGGUGGGCGUGGAGGCGCACACCGACGUCUCCGCGCUCUCCUUCAUCCUCACCAACGGCGUGCCGGGCCUGCAGGUGCUCCUCCCCGGCGACGGCCAGACCUGGGUCACCGCGCGCGACGAGCCGGGCACGCUCGUCGUCCACGUCGGCGACGCGCUGGAGAUCCUCAGCAACGGGCGCUACACCAGCGUGCUCCACCGCGGGCUCGUCAACCGCCAGGCCGUGCGCGUCUCCUGGGUCGUCUUCGCCGAGCCGCCGCCCGACUCCGUGCUGCUGCGCCCGCUGCCGGAGCUCCUUGCGGACGGCGCCGAGACGCCGCGCUUCGAGCCGCGCACCUUCAGGCAGCACCUCGAGCGCAAGGUCCUCAAGAAGACGAAUGAUCAAGAGGAGGAGGAGGUUGUUAAGAAGCCGCCCGUUGUCGCUCAAGAGGAGGAGAAGGAGGUUGUUAAGAAGCCGCCGGCCGCCGGCGAGGAGGAGGAGAAGGGGGAGGCCACGGAGCCGCUGGUCGCCGGCGAGGAGGAGCACAAGGUGGUGAAGAAGGAGCAGAGUGAGCAGGAGGAGGCCAAGAUGGCGCCGGUGGCAGCCAACCUAGUGGAAGUUAAUUAAUGAACUCAUCCUACAAUAAUUACCAUAAUGAGUGAUAUUACUCACAUGGGGUAAUUGUACGAAUAAGUGUGCUUGCUAUUGAGAGGUGAUCAGAAAAAAUAUAUAUUAAUUUUGCGCUUUA